AUGCACUUCCGCGACAACUCCAAGCGCGAGAAGUUCUUUGUCACCUACGCCGAGACUGCGACCAAGUGGAGAAGACUGGCCAUCUCCCUGGACUAUCGAAACGCCCCAGAAGGCUCGCUGGAAGAGGAUACGUUGGACGACAUUCAUUUCUACAACACCGUCACCAAUCUCAGAUUGGUGACUACCCCGGAGGAUGGACAGCUGCACGUCCAUGUUCGCGAGGACGUCAAUGAGAUUGUCGAAUACCCUUCCCUCUCGCUACUCCAGCACGUCCGUGUCCCACUCUAUCGUGAGAGCGAUGUCGAAUUCGUCUCUCAUCUCUCUGGUUUCGUGUACGAGGUGAACGUCGACGGCGACCAUUUAAUCAAGAAAGAGAUUCCGGGACCCGAUACUAUCGACGAGUUUCUGUACGAAGUCAAUGCUCUUGAUGCACUGUUCGACUCCGAAAACGUCAUCAAGCUUAGAGGAUUGGUCACCGACGAGAUAGGGACGGUCGUCAAAGGUCUCCUGAUCUCAUAUGCGACUCAUGGCGCGCUUGUAGAUGUGAUCUUCGCCGAUCAGGGCACUCCGGCACUCCCAUGGCACAGGCGGGAGAAAUGGGCGAAGCAGAUUGUCCAAGGCCUCUCUGACAUCCACGAAGCCGGGUUCGUGCAGGGCGAUUUCACCCUGUCUAAUGUUGUGAUUGAUGGGGACGACAACGCGCAGAUCAUCGACAUCAAUCGCAGAGGAUGUCCAGUCGGUUGGGAGCCACCCGAGCUGCAUCGCCUCAUUCGAAGUGGGCAGCGGAUUAGCAUGUGCAUCGGUGUGAAAACGGAUCUGUUCCAGCUUGGAAUGGUGCUCUGGGCCCUGGCGCAGCAGAUUGACGAUCCCGACCUCCAAGAACGCCCUCUGGCCCGACUUCCCAAUUUUGUUCCCCCGUACUUCCGAGACAUUGUGGAGACAUGCCUCAGCGAGCGGCCUCAAGAUCGAUGGAGUGCCAGAAUACUCCUUGAUGAGUUCCCGACGUCUCCCAGUCGGCCCUCGCACAACCACCUGUCGCUCUGA
This is a messenger RNA of Neohortaea acidophila, 1044 nucleotides long. Its product is annotated as kinase-like domain-containing protein. Lineage: Eukaryota; Fungi; Ascomycota; Dothideomycetes; Mycosphaerellales; Teratosphaeriaceae. Bases 1 to 1044 code for a protein of 347 amino acids. The transcript is spliced from 3 exons. Gene Ontology annotation, cellular component: cytoplasm. The record is from RefSeq and is a predicted model, not a curated record. Gene Ontology annotation, molecular function: protein kinase activity; ATP binding. Gene Ontology annotation, biological process: protein phosphorylation; signal transduction.